Amyelois transitella is the source of this 1248-nucleotide messenger RNA. RefSeq names its product vacuolar protein sorting-associated protein 26C. The record is from RefSeq and is a predicted model, not a curated record. Gene Ontology annotation, biological process: intracellular protein transport. The transcript is spliced from 7 exons. Gene Ontology annotation, cellular component: endosome. Lineage: Eukaryota; Metazoa; Arthropoda; Insecta; Lepidoptera; Pyralidae. The coding region runs from base 152 to 1069 and encodes 305 amino acids.
AGAGCUGCACAAAACACACAAUACAAACAACUCGUUUUUUGUUGGAGAAAUUAAUUAUUAAUUCUUGCAUUGCUUGCAUUGAGUCUCAUAAUUUUUAUUCGGGAAACAAAUGUUUUCCUAUUCAUCUAUUAGUUAGAGUUGUUAAGCUAGAAUGUCAACAAACUUAUCAAUAGUACUCAAGAGAGCGAGUAAAGUUUAUCAUGAAGGCGAGACUAUAGCAGGCGUAGCGGUAGUGGAGAGUAACGGCGACGUGCGUCACGAAGGUCUGACGCUGCUGGUGGAAGGAUGCGUCAAUCUGCAGCUCAGCACUAAGAAUGUGGGAAUCUUUGAAGCCUUCUCAAACAGCAUAAAGCCACUAAACUUGUUGUACACAUCAAUAGAGCUAGCACCGCCUGGAAAAAUCCCCACGGGAAUCACAGAGAUUCCAUUUGAAGUCCCACUGCGUGCGCGGCAGGCAGUAUCCCCAGGGUACCCAGGGUUGCUGGAGACCUACCAUGGCGUGUUCGUCAAUAUUAUGUACACUAUCAAAUGCAGCAUGAAGAGGUCCUUCUUGAACAAGCCACUGAAUGCUAGCUGCCAGUUCUUUGUUCAAUACAGACAGCAAGAGCCGCCGCCGCUGAAGCCGGUGCGCUGCGAGAUCACGCCGAGCAGCAUCCGCGCGUCCGCGGCCAGCGCGGGCCGCGUCUCCAUGCCGCAGUUCCAGGUGUACGCAGAGAUCGCCACUACCGUCUGCUCGCUGGACAAACCCAUCACUGGGAAGAUCCGCGUGGAAGAAUGCAGCGUUCCCAUCAAAUCCAUAGAGCUACAACUGGUGCGCGUCGAGACCUGCGGCUGCGCAGAGGGCUACUCGCGGGACGCGACGGAGAUCCAGAACAUCCAGGCGGGCGACGGCGACGUGUGCCGCGGCCGCGACGUGCCGCUGCACAUGGUGCUGCCGCGCCUCUUCACCUGCCCCACCACCACCACGCUCAACUUCAAGAUAGAAUUCGAGUUGAAUAUCGCAGUGAUAUUUGAAGACGACUACCUGGUGACUGAAAACUUUCCAAUACUUCUGUUGAGAAGCAAAUAGAAUUAGAUUACUUAAUACAGACAUUGUAUAUUUCUAGGUGUAAAUUAAAUAUAAUUAUUGUAUAUAACAAAAUAACUUAUGAAAAACUAUAUGUUUUUGUAUAAAGAAUCUGUAAAAACUCAGAUCCCAAAACAGAAUUUGAUGUCACUAUACCUGAAUUAUACUUUUGAAAUAAGUCA